Molecule: messenger RNA, 1513 nt
Organism: Bemisia tabaci
Lineage: Eukaryota; Metazoa; Arthropoda; Insecta; Hemiptera; Aleyrodidae
Product: cathepsin B
Biological process (GO): proteolysis
Molecular function (GO): cysteine-type peptidase activity
Source: RefSeq, a predicted model, not a curated record
AGACGCAAAACUUUGUUUGGCGGCUUGUAGGCUGAAGCGAAUUCUGUGGUUGAGGCUUGAAACUUGGAAUUAUUGUAUUUCAAUGAGUUGGUGGUACAUUCGCAACCAACUUGUAAUGAUAUAACACUGCGAAUUAUUCCAGAAUGGAAUUUUCUCAAGCUGACGUGAGGAUGUUGGCUCUUUUUGCUGUUUUCUGGCUUGCGUUGGCACAUCGAUCUUUGGGCUCUGAACACAUCGACGAGCUAUUGAAAAAACAUCCAACUUGGUCGUUCGAGGUGGAAAGUGUGGAAACGUUCAUAAACAAAGCCCUGCAUGAGCACUCGUUUGACGGACAAAACUUGCAAGAGGCGGAAAAAGAUUUGAGAGAGGAGGUGAAAAGGAGUCUAGCUCCUGGAGCUACGCAUAUCGUAAGGAAAAUUGGUGAUCCCAAAUGGGAAACUGAUCCAUCAAAAGUUCCAUCCUUCUUCGACGCCAGAGAAAGAUGGCCGGCCUGCGCCCCGCAGAUUAGUUUUGUGGAAGACGAGGGAAAUUGCUACACAGAUUCGCCUUCUGUAAUUUCGUCUGUCUUGACCGAUCGGUAUUGUAUAUUUACCAACGGCACUUGGAAGGAGAGGUUUUCACAGGAGAUGCUUAUAGGUUGUGCUGAGCUGUGCACUGGCAAUUCCGUGCAAUAUUUUUCUUGGAAUUACGCCAAAACUCAAGGACUUCCUACCGGUGGAACUCAUGGAUCAGGCAAGGGAUGCGUGCCUUAUACCUUGCCUGCAUGCGAUCAUACACCUUGGUAUAAAACAGAAGGCCUUAAUAGAGACAAUGUGAGUCCUUGCAAGGGGAUUAUCUUUGACCACGAUUGUCCCAAGAAGUGUACAAACGCGAAGUACAAAACACCUAUUGACAAAGAUCGAAUUCGACCGACAACGUUUUACCAUAUGUUAAAGAGCGAGUUUUACGUACGAAACGAGAUCAUGAAUUACGGCCCUGUAAUGGCAAGAGUCUACUUAUUCGAUGAUUUUCUGGAACAACCCGUCGGAAUUUGGGAAGAAAAACCGGGCCGGAAAAGAGUCGGUUGGCUGAAGUACUUCAAAAUCAUCGGAUGGGGGACGGAGAACGGGAUCAAAUAUUGGCUCUGCGUCCACACGUGGGACACCUGGGGCGACAAGAUUUUCAAAUUUCCGCGGGGUCAAAAUUUAGACGGCGUAGAGUCCCUCGUCUCCUGCGCCGUAUUUGAGGAUCUUGAUUGAUGCAACACACCGUCUAGCCAUCACCAUGAUAUACAUCUGGUGCAAAGCUUUCAUUUCUGAAGCUUUAACCAUCUCUGGAGAAAAAAGCUAAAUGACAUCAUACUAAUACUGGAUUAAUAUCAAAACUCAAAUUUCAGAAUUUUUGAUCCAAACUUUCCGUCAAAAGUAGACAUAUUCACUGGGGAAAAAAACACAUUGGAUCUAGAGUCCAGACUCUUAAAAACAUCGACAAGGAAAAAUACUCUUGAUUCAAUCAGAUUUAAGCUUAAAUCAAA